Messenger RNA from Xyrichtys novacula (pearly razorfish), 15885 nucleotides. Lineage: Eukaryota; Metazoa; Chordata; Actinopteri; Labriformes; Labridae. The record is from the annotation of a GenBank genome assembly.
AUGCCCCCGGGGAAGUAUGGGAUGCAGGAGGAAUGGGAGAAGGAGGGGGACCAGGAGAUCAUGAUGGACUUUCUGCUGCCCACUGGGAUCUUCCUCAAAUUCCCUGUGACAGGAAACGACACCAUCAAAAGCAUUAAAAAAGUAUGUCCAUUUUUGUUAGCGCCACUGCAUUUGAAUCUCAGAGGAGCUCUGGCAGAAUAUUUCACAUGUUAUGAUGUUAUCAUAUGUUGCACAUUCAUAAGAUAACAUUGCAUUUUUAAGAGAUUGCAAUCGAUCGACUGCAGAACAGCAUUGCAGCUCUCGGGACCACAGUCACAAAGUGCAGUUGUUAUUUACAAUAUUUACUCAAUAGGCUUUUAAGAAGAUUGGAUGACCAAAUAUUCCUUCAGACAUUAAACUAAUGAAAACAGUACGUAAUCCAAACAAUGCUUUCUUGUGCUUCAGAUUUGUCUGGAAAUUUUGAUGCAAGUGUCACAGACAGAGCUACAGCUUUCUUCCUUGGUACACACAGCCAGCUCUUCACUGAAUCAAAUCUGCUGUUAAAUCUGAAUGGGCUGUUUCUAUGCCAACAGUUGUGCCACUGCAGUUGUUAGAUUUAACAGUUAAAUAAUGAUAGUCUAGGGGGCUGUUAAGAUGAUUAAGACAUAAAAUAUCUUUGCAACACAGAUACAAGAAUUCUAGAGAAUAUUCAAAUCAGCCAGGAUCUCUUUUAGUGUUGUCGUUCUGCGUAUGGGAGAGAGAAGUCAAGUAGCAGCAGAUACAUUAAUCCAACAGAAACAGCACUUUGAUUUUUAAUUUUGCCUUUAUUCUGAAGAAUGUGAGGACACAAUUAGUGAUAAUUUUCUAUACCAUCAUGCCUCAAGUUGAAUCCAGAGAAAUCUUGUAAUCUUGUUUUUUUCUGUUGCUUUUUUGUUUUUUUUCUUCUGUAGAUGGUUUGGAAGAAUGCCAAAAGUGAGGCCCUUUUCGGUGCACUAGGAGAUCCUGAUGCAUAUGUCUUCACCUGCAUCAAUGAAACAGCCGAGAGAGAGGAACUGGAGGAGGAAUCAAGGCGCAUAAGUGACGUGCGGCCCUUCAUGUGUGUCCUGAGGCUGGUGGCAAGGGAAGGCGACAGAGUGGAGAAACUCACCAACACCCAAAUCAGCUUGUUAAUUGGCAAAGGUUAGAGACAUGCUUCACUGAUGAGGCCCACAUAAAGAUGUUUCUGUAAUUGUAGUAUCAUGUUAUUAUUUUUAAGAUAAGAGGUGAACAAAAAUAAAGGUGAGAGUUUUGUCAUGCUGUUGUUUUUCCUCAGAAGAAGAGCUGCUCCAGUGUAUUGAAUAGUUACCCAUAGCAAUGCAAGCACUGAGUCCAUAUGGCUCUAUGAUAGUGUGAUUUUUGUCAUGUUAUCUUUUCAGCUUUGUCAUUCAGAUAACACAUCGGCCAUUAUCAUUUUUAAAAUCAGAAGAACUGUAUAUAUCCCUGCGGGGAAAUUCGAUAGGUCACAAAGGUCGCAAAGAAGAUUUGGUAAGAGUGUCUUAUCAUUCUGCUGAAAAAGGGUUUUGGAGAGUUUUUAUUUGACAUAUUGUACAACGCUCUCUUUGAGCUUUAUCAGUUACUAUUUUGUUUUUCAGAUUUUGGUAAAAGAAAAAGACAGUCCAGUUCUCUAUUUAGACUAAAACUCUAAUGGGCUCUUCCAAUCAGGGAAACAUCCAUCCAAAUGUUUCUGACAUCUUUCCAACAGAUUAAAAAGAUGAGAUGCUUAUUGACGCCGAGUUAGAGCUUUUCUGAUUGUAGAAUCAAUCCUAUUCUCUCUGUUUGAACCUUAAUACACCUCCAAAUCUUUAAACUUAUGAAACGAUAACAAGGAAGGAACUAUGAGGACAUAGAUAUUGAAUUGUUGUGUCACAUGUUGUGUGUUGUACAUCAUGUUUGUCUUCUUGAAAAACUGUGGCUGUCUUCAACAAAGGAUAACUACCGUCAAGUUGCAGCAAAUCAAUGCUUAUUUGGUUUUUCCAGUUUUAUCUCCUAAAUUUUCUCCAAUUUGUCGGUUUGGACUUCGUACAUUUAAAUGAUGUUAUCCUUUUUCUACUUUGAUAUGCUUAAAUUAAGUAAGUCAUAAAUUUGGUAGUAUUAUACCUCUUUUGGUUUCAGUUAAUCAAAACAUGGCUUGUUUUCAGAUGGUGGCUGUGUGUGUGUGAGCGAAAUCUUUCAAGAUGAGUAAACUGUUCCCCUCCUUGCAUACUUGUUGUUUUUGACAGUCCAACUGUGGUGUUUCAGGUCUGCAUGAGUUUGAGGCCCAGAAAAACCACGAAGUAAACGAGUUUCGAACCAAGAUGCGUACAUUUUGUGAGGAGAAGGCUCAGGAGCGGCAGUUGUUGCCAUGGCAGCAGUGGAUGGGAUAUAGCUUCCCAUGUGACCUGGAACCGUGCUGCUAUCAACCAGCAAAUGUGAAGUCCAAAAACUCCAAGAAGAUUUUCAUCAAUGUCAAGUUUGAGGCUAGCGAUGUGAGUUGACAUGUAGUUUAAGAUUGUAUGACUCAUAUCUGAAAAGGUUGACAUGAUCAUUAAAACAUAAGUUGUGGUAUGACAGAGCAGGAGUGGGAUGGCCUGUGAAAAGCCGAACAGCUUUGAUUUGAAAAAACAUUUCCACGUUGUGUGGACAAAUUUUGGAAGACUGUAUGAAGUAAACAUGAACACACUUGGAAAUCCCCCUCCUGCAGUAGUAACAUCAUCUCAUAAUCUUCAUAAGGGAACAAUAUCCACAGACAUAAAAACAACAUUUUGUAUGACUUUCUGUAUAAAGCUGUCACUUUUAAUGGAAUUAAGCUGCCUGUAACCCUCACAGGAAAGCUUCAUGCUGCAGCAGGACCCUCAGGAUCUCCCUAUGGCUUUGAUGAGAAGUGCUCUAAAGAAGAAAGCCACUGUGUUUCGCUCAGUGAGACAGGAGCCUGAGGACUACACCCUUCAGGUCAAUGGAAGAUGGGAGUUCAUCUAUGGGAAACACCCCCUGUGCCAGUUUAAAGUGAGUGAUCUGAACUAAAGAAAUAGAAAUGGUUUUCAGUUGAAAAACAGCAUGAUUAAUUUUCUACAUAUAGUUUUAUUUUACUGCAUUCGAUUUGACAAAACAGUUUGGCUGCUGUUAGCAACAUAACUCUCCAUAUAGGUGUUGUAUUAGUCAUCAGGAUCUGUUGAUUCAUCCCUUUUUAUUUUACUUUUAUUAGAGUUGGAGUGUAUUUCUGAUAUACCUGUCCAGGGUGUACUUCACCCUCUGCUCAAUGACAGCUGGGAUAGUCUCCGGCCCUCUGCAACUCCGAAAUAGAACAAAUGGUUAGGAAAGUGAAUGAAUGAAUAAAAGUACUCAGAGUCCAGCUCCUCAGCAACAUAACGCCUCAGACUUGUGGUUCUGUACUGUAUGCAGGAAGUUUGGUGUUUUUGUUAUGUCCAUCUGUGAUUGUUUUGGUUAUCCAAAAACUUAAUUCUGGUCUCAUUCUAGUAAAUAAGUUACUCUUCCUCUGUGUUUGAAGGCUCCCACACACCACAUGUGACUUUUUUUAAUUGUUGCUUAGUGUUUGUAAAGCUGUGAUUCACAAAGAAGUUGGAAAAACUACACGAGCUUCCUAGUUAAAGACCUUAUUAAUGGAUUUCACAUUUCUACUCAUCUUUCAUAAUGUUGUUUUGACAUAAGUUUGCAAUAUUUUGUGUGUUAUAUCUUUUCCCUGGUUGAUAUUUUUGAGUAAUUGUCCCAAAAAUGGUUUAAAAUCUCUUUUUUUGCAAUUUGUUGCAUAGUGUUUGCCAAACAAAGUGAUUCAUCAGUGACUACAUCUUUAAGAUAUUGUUGUAUCGAGACUUAAAUGCCUUGUGACUUUCUAAGCAUAACAUCUGCAAUCAUUGAAAUUAGUUGUUCCCUCAACUUGAAGUCUAACAUAUGCCUAAAGUAACUACACUUAAUCAAGGUACAGUCUCCAUUCUCAUUGAAGAGUUCCUCUGUUGAUCAGUGACAGUACGUAGAGCCUGACAGGAGUGUGCACUUUUUAGAGACUGAAGAACUGUUCAUUCCCAGAGUUUGUAAUUGAUUUUCUCUCUGUGUUGUGCAUCUGCUCUGUGCUUGUGUUUUGUGCUCACAAUAACUGAAAUGUCUCUUAGAUCACGACUGUAUUGAGUCAGUGAUGGGAGACCCUGUUGUAGAUUUUGAAACUCCAGCUACCUGCAGGGGUGACUCAUAUCAGUCGAGCAGCCCUGCAGAAAGGCACUGCACCCAUCCACACAUAAUGAGAUUUCAGCUGCAUUAACCUACAGCAAAUGAACAGCCUGCAGGAGUUACCCAGCGCUAUCAGAACACUGGGAAAUAUCUGUGGGGGAACUGACUGAUGGCUGUACCAGUAAAACCUCUCUUUCCUUUUUUGUUCCCAGUAUAUUGUCUGGUGUUUAAGGAAUGGCCAAAACCCCCAUUUAACCAUAGUACAUCACUCCACCAUUAGCAAAUACCAGGAGGAGCAGGGCAGAAUGUGCAACCAGGUGUAUAAGAGCCGCUCACUGUCCAGACCUCCUCCAUUGCCACUGAAGAAGGUGAGAGUUUAGCGAGUGAUGGCUGUAUUUCAUUAACAGAGCCGCACUUUUCCUUUCUGUCUUUAUUCCAGUUUUCGAGCAGCCAUACAGCAGUGGACUUUGAAACAGUUUUAACACACUGAGAGACACAGUGUUGAUAAUUUACACUUGACACCUCUGCUUGCAUUGAGCAUGCUGAAUAUUACCCACUUUGCAGCAGUGCUAUUACAUUUUACCUUUAUGUGUGUGUGUUGAAUUGAAUCACACCUACAAAGAACAGAGGAAUCUGCAAUACAAAGUAAGAACCAGGUUCAAUGUCAGGUUUAGAGUUUGUUCCUUUUUCACUUAAUUUUAAAAGUGUUCACUGUUGUGUAUCUGUCUUUAGACUUCUUGCCAAAUAGGAAGUUGUAGCAACACUGUCAUUUACUACUCCAGUGACUGUACCUAGUUUAUAAGUGAUGUGAAAGAGAGAGGCAAAAAAACUGAAUGUAAUCUCUUCUGACUCCUCUCUGCAGCAGAAUACGUCCUCUCUGUGGUCCAUCAAUGAGCCUUUCUGCAUUCACCUGCUGCAGGGCAGCCGGGUCAACGCAGAUGAAGGGAUGAAGGUUGGUGUGGUUUUGCGUGGGUUUUCUCUUGUUUUGCAGCUCAAUGAGUGUGGCAUUCACUUGUUUACCAAUAUAUCAAUUUCAGUUGUAGGAACAGCAGGGGUUGACAUGUAAGUGACAGAGGGGUAGCAUGGUCCAAACCACACGUUUCCCAUAAUUCAUCAAGGCGGUUGGUUUAACUUCAAAACAGGAAGUGGGGAGGGCCUAUCUGAUUUUUAUGUCUCAUUCUGAGGCCUAGAUUCUAAGAAAGGAGGCAGACUGCUGUCGCUGCCUCUCUCGCUUUCAGUGCACUUCUUUUUUUGUAUGUGAUGCGUGCAUUCUGUUACUGUGUCAAAAGACUCUUAAGUGUGUUGACAUUUGAUGAGAGGCAAUUCAAAAAGAGGUGAUUCCCUGUAAAUAGGAGCAAAAGCAUAAAGAAGUAUUCAAUAAUACUACCAUUUUUUUGCAAUGUUAGUUUUGUUUCUAAUUUGAGAAACAGGAGUGCACACCCACAUUAUUUUUGAGCUCUGUUACUCCUGUGUGUCUGUAUUUGUAAUUCACAUUCAUGCCUAACUGGGUUACUUUUUAAAUGGAUGAUAAACCCCAAGGUUGCUGCCUCUGAUCACAUCAUGACUAAUGGUAAAUUUGCCCUGACGUGUAAUUAUCAGUGAGGUCUGCAGUUGGCAAGCAAAGGUUUUUGGAGAACAUACAGUCAUAUGUUUCGCAAACAAAGAUUCAGGCUAACUUGAUGUGCCAACAGACAGGAGCUUAUGGUUGUACAGUACUGAAUUUAGAUUGCAAAAGAAGUGGAUCAUUGCGAGGGAUUCUACCGUGCAUCAAAAGAGUGUUACCUCCCCACAACAUAUUAUUGAAGUAUGGACCCUCUGACUCAUAAUCUGAGUGACACAGGAAACUCUGAAUCAUCUAUUAAGUCUGUAAAUCUUCCACAAACAAUCUUCCUCACACAGGUGUUAAACCCCUCAGUCUCCAAACCACAUGGCAUGCCCUGCUCUAAUCACUUGUGUGUGUGUGUGUGUGUGUGUGUGUGUGUGUGUGUGUGUGUGUGUGUGUGUGUGUGUGUGUGUGUGUGUGUUUCCCCUGCAGCUUGUGGUGCAGGCCGGCCUUUUCCAUGGAAGUGAACUCCUCUGCAAGGUGGUGACCAGUUCAGAGGUGGCGGUGUCCUCUGAACCCUUGUGGGAUCAGAAGCUGGAGUUUGACAUUAAUGUGGCUGACCUGCCUCGCAUGAGCCGCUUGUGUUUUGCGCUUUACGCUGUCAUUGAGAAAGCCAAGAAACCCCGCGGCACCAAAAAGAAGAGUAAGAGAGCGGUGAGUCUGUCAUAGAUGGUUUUUAGGCUUCAGAGUUAACUUGUUGUUUAGCAGGCAAGUGUAUGGGCUGGUGGGUGGGAAGUUGUUAGCAAGCACAAACAGAUCUGCUUCCUCUCCAGUGUGUAGUGUGUGGAGUGCGCUGUGUGGGGGUGUUUUGCUGCUGCGUCUGGUUGUGCAAGUGUAUUCAGUGGCAAGGCUGCGGUUGACAUUUCAUCCGCUUCAGCUCUUUUAUCUGUACAUCACCCUGAGGAAGGAAGGACAUGGCAAACAUUUUCAAGGAAUUCUAAGUUCAUCUUUGCCGUUACUGUUGAUAUUUUCAGAAUUCACAACCACUUAAAUAUUAGAGUAGAAUUUGCUCCUUUUCUUCAAGGACUGUACUCGGGUCGCUUUGAAAAAGGGGUGAUUUUCUGCCACUGUUCUUCUUCUUGGUAUCAGGAGUUUGUCUAUGGCCAAAAAAAUCUUUUACAAUCUUCUACACUUUGAAACUGCUAGCAGCAAAAUAUUUUGGAAAUCAUUUAAAGUUUCUCUUUUUGUGCAAUGUGACAAUGCAACCAUGCAGAAUCUGAUCUUGACGUACAACAGCAUCAACCGCAAAAAUAGGGGAAAAUCUGUGUGAAAUAGAAUACUUUAUACAAAUCUUUAGGAAUGAAGAACAAGAUAAUCCCAAUCCAGAUCUAAAAAAAGAUAAUCCUUGCCAGACCAAGAUAAUCUUGGUUGCUGUGUAAACUGCAUAGUUUGUCACCAGUCAGGGCUUUGAGGAGCCAGCUGUGGACCCCUAAUGUGAUAUAGUCUAUUUUUAAAGUUAUCUACAAUUUAGAAAACAACUACUGACUGGAAACUGAUGGAAAAUGUGCAGCAUUUCAACAACUAUUUCACACUUCGUAGAGGACAUUUUUCAAUGAGGUAAUAGGUAAGCCAUCAAAAAUUAUAUUAAUAGUUGCUGUCUAUAUAUUUUUUACCAAUAAUAUGCUAAAUCAUACCGUUAGUAACUUAAGUUAUAUGUUUUUUAACACUCCUGCCAUUCACGUCUGUUUUCAAAUGUUCUGUGACGUGCAGAAAUGUAGAGCAGCAGGAAAACAGCCCUUCAAACACACUUUCACUGUAUACACUGGCAAUUACAGUAAACAACAUCAAAUACCCUUUACUCUGCAACCUCAUGUUUUGAAGCGUUGUGGCGGUUGUGAGCGAACACAUUUCAGAGGUCUGCCCAAACAUGUCACCCAGGUGGGUUUCUGGGCAUCAAGGCCACUUCUGCUUUCUGAGCAACUUCUCUCUUCUGUUGACUGGAAGAGAACUUCUGCGGACAGACACAAUGAAGACUGGCGGAAGUUGAGCUAUUCUAGCUACUCUUGUUGAUAUGCAUUGUCUCCUUUUUUAGCUGAGGUUAUCCGGUCUAGAUACACUGGGUUUAUUGUAACAUACUCAGUGGGCAUUUAAGUUGAUGUUAUUUAAUUUUGCUUCUUCUCAUUUUAACUGUAUGCUUUCCAGCAUUUUACGUGCAUUUAUUACCAAAACCUGUUCAGUCUUUUGCUUGACAUUUGACUCUCUAAUGAAGGGAAAAACUGCUCCUUCUCAUAUUAUUUUUGAAUCCUUUUCAGCUAAAUCACCUGAAUUUGUUGUUAAAAUCAAUGAUGCCUUCUUUGCUUUUUGUGUGUGUUUUACUGCAUACAGAUGGUCCUUAAAACCUCUACACAAAAAACUAAUCAUCCUGUCCCUCUCCUCAGGACUGUCCGAUAGCCUGGGUGAACACCAUGGUGUUUGACUACAAAGACCAACUGAAGACUGGGGAGGUCCUCUUGUCCAUGUGGCCAUCUGUUCCUGGUACUUUUAGCUUUGCUUCCUUUUACAGCUCAUCUUCCUCUAAACACCCCUCAUCUUAGCAGCCUCCUCCGUACCGCCUGGCAGAACAUUGUGGGGACUAAAAUACUCACAGUGUCAUGGAAACUCAACGUACUCCCUCAUUAUGAAUUACAAACCAGCCUUUGCUUGUAAAAUUCUUGUUGUCAAAAAAUAUUGCCAAGGCUUAGAUUUGUGUGUUAGGCACCAUUUGUUUACUUACUGUUACAUUGAUAGAUAUUGAGGAGGUUUGCAGAUGAAAACAUACUCAGUGGGUUUAUCAAGGCAUAUACUAAAGGGGAAAGUUAAUAAAUGACACUGUUGUCACAGAUGACAAAGGGGAUCUGUUGAAUCCAAUGGGAACUGUGGAGAAGAACCCCAAUGUAGACAGCGCUGCAGGGCUUUUCAUCCGCUUCCACAACAUCCGACCGUAUCCUCUUUAUUACCCGCCACUUGACAAGGUAUUUAUUUCCAAAAGACAUACGCUGAGACAUACAUUCUUUCAUUUUGAUUUGAUUAACAGGAAAUUCCUGGUCUGUUUACAGAUAAGUGAAGUGGAAAAGAAUGGAGAGUUGAACUUUCCCACCAAAGAAGAGGUAUCGACUUCAUAGUUCUUACAUUGCUUGAAUUCAGAUUUAACUGCGGUAUCUUGCUGACCAAUGGUUUCAUAACCUUAUAACAUAAAUUCGUCUUUUCACUCUCUGCAGUACAUGAAACUAAAAGAAAUCAUGGAUAACAAAAACUACACUGAGUUCUUCGAAGACGAGAAGGAGCUCCUGUGGAAGCUUCGUGCAGAAGUCCGUGACUGUUUCCCUGAGAGUCUGUCGAAGCUGCUUCUCAUCACCAAGUGGAAUAAGCGUGAAGAAGUUGUUCAGGUAGUUCAUGACCUUUUCUCUACAAUUAUCAGUUUUGUUUUAUUUUCUAUCAGGUGUCUGCACAGAGGUCUGAAAUGUGUGACAAAAACACAAUAAAUCUAGAAAAUGUGAAAAAAUAAAAGUUUAGGUCCUGACAAAAAACUGGAUGCUCUGGAUUUUCUACGUAAUGCUUUGUAAAUGUAAAUUUUACACACAGCAUUUCAAUUUUUUAUUUUUGCUGAAUGAACAUUAUACAUGUCAUACUAAACUAUCAAACUAGUUGGGCUGUAGCUAACAAUACAAAUGUUCUUAAUAUUUUUGGGCCUUUUUAAGAGAUAAGAAAUACUGAAAUUGCUCAGCUUUGUUUAUGUGUAACUUGCAGAGGUUUGACAGGAAGAAACCACAGCCUUGUUGAAUGAACCCAGCAGGAAGCAGCAGCAGAAGAUGGCUAGGAUGCAGGGUUUUAGGCAGUGCAUGCUGCAUCAAUGAAGUGCAUGAUGUAAAAGCUGACCCUCUUAUUUGAGUUUUGGAAUAAUAACAAGCAUAUUAAGAUAAAAAGCUGUCCUUAUCCAUCUCACUAUCCAUCCUCUCCUAUUUUAUAUUCUAACUCCAGCUCAUUCCUAGUGGCCACACGCUGGUAAAGGCUGGAUAGCCAGCUGGUUACUGAGGCUUUUUCUUUUGCAGCUGCUGCUUCUUAUUUUUCCUCUCUCUGUUUUAGCCUGCAUAAAAAAAAACACUACAGUGUCUCCUAUGGUGAGCCAAUUAGUUUCAUGGUAUGACUGUAUGCUUAUUUUGAGCACAACAUCAAUAUUUCAUUAUUUUUUUAAAAUCUGGUUAUCAUCGUGGUUGGUUUAUUACAACAGCCCUAAAAGCAGUUGAAGUUGAGUAUCAUUAAAAAGAAUACCAUAAAGCAAGAACGAGACAAGAACAAGACAUGCUCAUCACAUUUGGAAGAGUUUAGAUGAGGGCUUCAAACUGCUGACACAGUCCAACCUACACUCCAAAAAACAAGCACUGGUUUAAAGCAGAGACAAGCAGCAUGUCAUUGUAUUGAUUUUGCUUCAUGAAUGAUUCAAAAAGUGAUCAAGUUACCAUUCAUUGCUGAGUCAUCCUUUUGAACACUGACAAAUGCAAAGGACUGUUGAGCUGUGAGGAUAAAUUACCCUUUAAUGUUCAUGUCUUAUGUGUGUUCAUUUUGUUAACAAGACACGAGAAGGUUUGAAUUGUUUUCAUUGUGUCUGAAAAUGUUUUAUCUCUGCUUCUCAGAUGGUGAGUUUGUUGACAAACUGGCCAGACCUCCCUGCCAUCCAUGCCUUGGAGCUGUUAGACUACAGUUUCCCUGACCCAACCGUCCGUUCUUUCACCAUCAGAUGCCUCAGGAAGCUCAGGUAUCCACACAUACAUGUUCAUGUCUUUCCCAGUUUUCUUUUUUAAAUUCUAAACCCCUUUUUUUCAAUUUGCACACAGUGAUGAUGAACUGCUGCAUUACUUAAUCCAGCUGGUUCAGGUUCUGAAGUACGAGUCUUAUCUUGACUGUGACCUCACCACUUUCCUGCUGGAGAGAGCUUUGUCGAACAGGACGAUAGGACACUUUCUGUUUUGGCAUCUCAGGUGACUCAUAGCCCAGUACAAAUGGUAAGGGUCAAGCACAUCUACAAGCUUUUGGCUGACUGAUGAAUUUGUGUUUGUUAAAGGUCUGAGAUUCACGUACCAUCUGUGAGUUUACGCUUUGGCCUGAUUUUGGAGGCUUACUGCAGAGGAAACAUCCACCACAUCAAGCUCUUAAGCAAACAGGUUAUUUGACAUUUAUAUGCACUAACUUUAAACCUCAAAGUUCAUGCAUUUGAUCCGUACAAAACCUCUGGAUUUCCCUUACCCCUGCCGCAUAGAAUGAGGCUCUGGGCAAAAUGAAGGCCCUGAGUGACUUUGUGAAAUCCGGCUCCCAGAAGAUGACAGUGGAAGACCUGAAGCUGUGUAUCAGACAGGAGUCUUACCUGGAGGCCCUGUCAGACCUACUGUCACCGCUCAACCCUAGCGUCAUCCUCUCGGAGAUCUGGUUAGUGCGAGAUACACAAACAUAGAGAAAUUGCAUUUUUGACUCCAAAAUUAGAUUUCCACAUGCAGUUUGGUUCCUUUCUCAUGCUUAUGCUUAUUUCAACCCUCAAACCCUCUCAGCUAGGAAUGAAAGGUUUUUAGUUUAUCUCUGUAUCUUUGAUCAGCAUCCUUUUUUUGGCUUGAGGUACUACCACAAAAUUGACCAUUUCUUACUGUGACCUAGAAAGAAUAACAUUCACUCAUGAAAAAUACACUAUCAAGAACUGCUUUACGUUAUAAUAUGGAUCUAAAAACUGUUCUGAAAUGCAAAUAGUGGCGUUUUUAUCAUGUGAUUUAAGUUAAAAUUUUAGUAUGGUUUGCAAUUAAUUGCAAAUACAAGAAAUAAUCAUUUGACAGCCCCAAAUUUAAAAUAAAUAUUCACCAAAGAAAAAAAAGGCAUCACAUUCUCUUCUUAGAUUUAAGUGGCUUUUCCUCUUGUCCAUGAACCCAGCAAAGUUAUGAUAUUUUAAUUUAAAAUGAGCUUGCUUUUCUGUUUCAGUGCAGAUAAGUGCCGAUUUAUGGACUCCAAGAUGAAGCCGUUAUGGCUGAUGUAUAAAAACCCCUGCCCUCAGGGAGACAUGGUGGGCAUUAUCUUCAAGAAUGGAGAUGGUGAGAUCUACAUCAUUCUUUUCUGCUGUGAUACACAAAAUAACAGCCACACUGUACACCAAAAGAACACUUAAAAUAGUUAAACCUGCUCCAUGUUUCCUAAUCCCCUUUAGAUCUCAGGCAAGAUAUGUUGACUCUACAGAUGAUCCAGCUCAUGGAGAACCUAUGGAAGAAAGAGGGUCUCGAUCUCAGGUACAGCAGGGGUGUAUUUAUACGUAUAUAUAUAUUUCCACAAGUUGCAGUCAACAUAGUCCCGAUAAUUUCACCCUUCACUUACAGAAUGAUCCCAUAUGGCUGCUUGUCCACUGGGAACAAGAUGGGGCUCAUCGAGGUUGUAAAGCACUCAGACACCAUUGCCAAUAUCCAGCGCAACAGUAGUAACAGUGCUGCCACAGCUGCCUUCAACAAGGAUGCUCUACUUAACUGGCUCAAAUCAAAAAAUCCUGAGUGAGUAUGAUGAACAACUCUGACAUAAAUAUAUCUGUAGGAUGCCUCAAAAGGGCAGCGGUUACUGAGUAGAUAUUGUAUUGGUAUUUUAAACUCAUGAUUCAACCACAGGAACUCAGAACUGGCUCGGUUAUAUGCACACUGAACAGUGUUUAAAAAGAACAGAAUUGUGGUUUAAUGGUUUAAAUACAGCCAUUUUGUUGUCAGUAUAAUGUUUGCUUAGUAAAUAACCCAGUAAACUGUUUCCAUCAACUUUAGGAGAAUCCCAAAAUGCGAUCAAUUUUUGUCAUGUAUUCAGAAAAUAUUUUGUUUCAAAAAGCAUAGCACACCAGAAAUGUAGCACUUGGUUACAGCUUCACCUCAGUAACACUUCAAAGUUUUGCUUUGACUGGUGUCUGUAUUAGUGUGCAACUAGUUUUAUUUCCUGUUAUUCAAAAAAGGGGAACAUUGCUUUUCUUCUCGUAAACAAUUGUAUAAUGGAUGAUGCAUCUAAUAAAAACUUAACUUCACCAGCUAUAGCCAAGGUAUUUUUGUAAUUUAGGGAAUUGAGAAACCAAUGGUGUAAAUAUGUCACAUAUGAUGGCUGUGUUUUAACAGAUAUUUAUAGUACUGUUUGUAAUGCACACUCAAACCCUUCUUCCUUUUCUGCAUUCAUAAGAAAAGAUAAAUGAUCUCUGACACUCGAAGCAGAUGCGAGAAAACUUUGUUUUCCCAUAAAUGUGUUAUUUAUUUGCGCAAUCAAAUGAAUAGAUAAGAGCUGGUGUGAAAACAUAUAAAAGUGAUAAUGGUUGAGAAUAUAGGAAAAGCUGUAUUUUUAAAAAAGAAUUAAAUUCAAAGAUAUGUUGUUAGUAAAAUGAUUUGCAGUUGCAUAAACCUGCAUCCAUAAAUGUGUAGCCCCUCAAAUACUUCAAGUGUUGUACACUGUAGCUUAAUUUGGUUCAGAGAGGUCAUUGUUUUUCAUGAUACAUAGUGAAAAUAUUUCUUGCAGGUUCCCUAUUUUCUUUUCUUUUAGAUAAUUUUUCUGGUUGUCUUUGUGUCUGGUUUGAACUGUUAACUUCAAAGCAUUAAUUGUGUGCAGUAUUUCAAAACUGUUAUAAAGCAACACAAAGUGCAUAGGGAACUACAGCUUCAGCAACAUUAAAUGAGAGUAGUUUUUUAUUUGGUGCCAGACAGUCUGAAGGUCUUGUCUAUUCUAAAAGCUCCUUGAAGAGAGAGAUGCAUUCAGUGUAAUGAAUAAGCCUUUGUACGUCACAUUGGCAAGACAGGCCUGGCUGAGUGCACGACAGAACAGAAAGGUAAUUAGCUUGAAAUGCUGCCGCAGCCAAAAAGGAGUGGAGAAAAUUAGUAAAAGGUUGACACUGUGCUUGUCUAGACAGAGAACGGACGUGAUUGUCAAUCAUAAAUUCCCUGCAGGAAUUCCUCUGCAAACAUUUUAUAUAGAUACAGGGAAAUUCUUGGUAUUAGUUGUGUGUGUGUUUAGUUUUUACACAGAUUGUAGGAUUGUAAGAUAACACUUAAGUAAAAUAACACGUAAAUACAAUUAAAGAGCAAAACGUGAUGAUGAUUUUCUUUCUGCUUGUCUGCUCUUUUUUUUCCCACCAGGGACAAACUUGAUCAAGCAAUCGAAGUGUUCACACUGUCCUGUGCUGGCUACUGUGUAGCUACUUAUGUCCUUGGCAUUGGAGAUCGUCACAAUGACAACAUCAUGAUCAGGGAAACAGGACAGGUAUUGCAAUUAUUUUUUAACAAGCUGUAUUUAUAGAUGCACAAACCCCUGGAAACUUUUCUGGGUUGGUCUGCAUGGUUGAACACAAGCGGCCCCACUGUAAAAUUUCAGUGUAAAGUUAAAGUGAGAAUGCAGCAGAAAAUGUUCAAGUAAUAACCACAGAGGUAAUGUUCAGCCUCAAAUGACCCACCGCCCCCCACCCCCACCCUUUAAUGCAACUGGGAAGAUUUAAUGUUAUGAGAGACAAAAAUGAAUUAGACAAAUAUUAAAAAUGUGUGCAGCAGAGCUCCUAUAUGAGUCCGGAAAUGUUCAAUGCACCCAGAAAAUCUGUGAAAGAGGCUGUAGAAAAUCAAUCAUUACUGAAAUCUACCACGGGGUGGGUGGUUUGGAGGCAGAGCUCUUAAAAACAUUUCCCUAAAUCAAAGAACUAUGCAAUUUUACUUAUUACAUCUGCAUAUUUAACUAAUACAUAUAAUAACUUCUUUUGAAAAAAGACACUGAUUUUAAUUUCAGGGUUUGGGAGUUCACAAUUACACUUCAAAUCUUUGUAAUACUUAGUUUUGGUUUUGACACAUUGUUAGCUAAGAUGUUGAUAUCAGAGUCCCGUGGGUCACUCUUUAGGCAUGAGCCAGUAUGAGAUUCAUAGUGCUCAAUCUACCUUAUUUUCAAACAGCCUAUAAAAAUAUGGAACAUCAGUAAACAUUUACUAUGUCACAUUAAAAUGAUGAAAUGAAUAGCUCAAUGUAGGUUGACAAACUGUCGCAAAAAAUGUCGUCUUUGCUUCAGAAAUGGUCAUCUGACAUGCAGAUAUUUUCCUUGUUACCUGGGUGACCAGUCCUGCCCCAUCUAGUUAAUGAUUGGUAGGCUAGUGCUCUAAUAAAGAUACUGGAAGCAGCAGUUAUACUUUGUGCAGGCUUACUCUAACAUGGAUUAUUACACUCUCACCUUAUUGGACAAAAGGCUAACAGAGUUACAUAGUGUGUAAGCUAACCCGGCAAGUGGGCUAACAUGCACAUCACUACCAAAUACGAUUGGCAGUGUACUGAUGGUGGUUGACAGAGAUUUGCCAUUAUUAAUUGUCUUCAAGGGUUUGGGGAGAGAACCUUGUAUCAGAGGAAUAGUAUGAUGGAAAAUGUGAAGUUUUGACAUUUUCAAACCACUUCAUACCUUGUUACCGGUAACUGGCUCAGGCCUGCUCUUAGGUUAGUAAAUCCUCAUGAAAUGUGACCAUGACAGUGAUGCAGAACCAGUUCACAACCCAGAGGUCCUUUUUGCCUUCAUUCCUCAGCUCUUCCACAUUGACUUUGGGCAUUUUCUGGGCAACUUCAAGCGGAAACUAGGGAUCAACAGGGAGCGUGUGCCUUUCAUCUUGACUUACGAUUUCGUCCAUGUGAUCCAACAAGGAAGAACCAACAACAGUGAGAAGUUUGAGAGGUACAUAUUCUCCUCAACAGGCUAUUUGCGGAUGUGAUUGCAUCAUGACUGACCACUGAUCAUCAUCUCUAUGUUGUCAGGUUCAGGGAGUACUGUGAGCAGGCCUACAAGAUACUGUGUCGGAAUGGGACGCUGUUUGUUAACCUUUUCGCCAUGAUGAAGGCAGCGGGUUUGCCAGAGCUCACCUCCUUCAAAGACAUCCAGUAUCUAAAGGUAUGCAACCAUGACGACAAUACCACUAGUGAUGAGGAUAAUGUUGAUGAUGUAACAUACCAACAACAACUACAUUGGUCUUGUCUUGUUGGUUUUAACAGGACUCUUUAGCAUUGGGCAAAUCAGAGGAGGAGGCAUUGAAGAACUUCAAAGUGAAGUUCAACGAAGCUCUGCGGGAGAGCUGGAAGACAAAGGUGAACUGGAUGAUGCACUCCUUAGCCAAAGAUAACAGGCCGUGA